Brenthis ino (lesser marbled fritillary) is the source of this 1065-nucleotide messenger RNA. The record is from the annotation of a GenBank genome assembly. Lineage: Eukaryota; Metazoa; Arthropoda; Insecta; Lepidoptera; Nymphalidae.
AUGUCUUUACAAAAAAGUGUUAAAAGUGCGGGAGGAGAGAGGGACCAGGAUAAUGCAUCUAUAUGUUCUUCUGUGACUACUCAACCCGACAGACAUGGAUUUUUUGGAGGAGCUCAGUAUAGUCCAGAACCAAAGAGGACUGUAUCGCCUAGCACUAUAUUGAAAAGAGAACAAAAAUGGCUACGAAUGUUGAACAAUUGGGAGGCGUUUAUGAGUAAAAAUUAUAAAAAAGUUCGAGAGAGGUGCCGGAAAGGAAUUCCUGCCUCAGUCAGACCCAAAGCCUGGCUUUACUUAUGUGGAGGUCAGUUACUACUUGAGAAACAUCCAGACGAAUAUGAAGAACUUUUAAAGGCACCCGGCGAUCCAAAAUGUAUGGAAGACAUUAGAAAAGACUUGCACAGACAGUUUCCGUACCAUGAAAUGUUUAUAAGAGAAGAGGGUCUUGGUCAACAAGAAUUAUUCUGCGUGUUAAAAGCGUAUUCGGUUCUCAAUCCCAAAGUGGGAUACUUCCAAGCGCAAGCGCCGGUAGCUGCCUUCCUCCUCAUGCACAUGCCCGCGGUGCAGGCCUUCUGGUGCCUCGUCAGCAUCAGCGAUAAAUACCUUAGCGGGUACUAUAACCCUGGUUUGGAGGUGCUACAGAGGGACGGCGACAUCCUGCACGCGCUGCUGCGCCGCACCGCGCCCGCCGUGCACCGCCACCUGGCCAAGCACCGCGUGGAGCCCGUGCUGUACGCCACCGAGUGGUUCCUGUGCGCGCUCACGCGCACGCUGCCCUGGGACAGCCUGCUGCGCGUCUGGGACUGCUUCCUCUGCGAGGGCGUCAAGGUGCUAUUCAAGGCCGCGUUGGUGAUCCUGGCGGGCGCGCUGGGCUCCGCCAAGGUGCGCAAGCGCGCGUGCGGACUGUGCGAGACGCUGGAGGCGCUGCGCCACCCGCCCGAGCACGUGCUGGCCGAGGACUACCUCAUGUACCACAUGCCGCGCCUGAACCUCACCGAGGAGGACUUCGAGUUCGAGCACCAGCGGCAGACCGCUAAGCGACGCGCUAUGGCCAAUAGGAGUGGUAGC